Parnassius apollo (apollo) is the source of this 747-nucleotide messenger RNA. The record is from the annotation of a GenBank genome assembly. Lineage: Eukaryota; Metazoa; Arthropoda; Insecta; Lepidoptera; Papilionidae.
AUGCACAAAUAUGGUAUGAAGUUAUUUAAACUUUGUACAUUACCAGGAUAUACAUGCAAAUUGGAACUGUACGCUGGCAAAAAUAAUGAACUAGUGAAUACCACACCUACAAGAGUGGUAAUGUCUCUUUGUAAGCACAUACUGGGCUGUGGUCACACACUUGUAACUGACAAUUGGUAUACAAGCUUGGAGCUGGCCAAUGAACUACUCGAUAAGGACACUCAUUUGGUGGGUACUUUGAGGAAAAAUAGAAAAGGUUUGCCGAAAGCGGUAGUAGACUCAAAAUUAAAACCAGGCGAAGUAAUAGCUAUGGAGAAUGAACGAGGAAUAUGCGUAUUGAAGUGGAAGGACAAAAGAGACGUGCUGAUGUUAUCCACGAAACAUUCUAAAGGAUUUUCUAAAAUAACUAAAAAGGGUAAAGUAAUUCGCAAACCAAGAAUGGUUUUAGCCUACAACAAAAUAAAAAGCGCAGUUGAUAUGAGCGAUCAAAUGGCCGCAUAUUCCUCACCAUUACGUAAAUCGGUGAAGUGGUAUAAAAAAUUAGGAAUAGAACUUAUAUUGAAUACAGCGAUUGUUAAUGCAUGGGUUAUGUACAACGAAAAUAAAAAUAAAAGUGAAAGUAUAGUACAGUUUAGAAGAGAGUUAGUGGAGUAUUUAGUUGAUGCAGGAAAGGAGCAGACCAUAGAACCCGAAAGAAUAGAUAGACCAAAAAGACUGAAACAUCAAUUAUUGAAAAAAAGAGGGUAA